This is a messenger RNA of Fraxinus pennsylvanica, 414 nucleotides long. Lineage: Eukaryota; Viridiplantae; Streptophyta; Magnoliopsida; Lamiales; Oleaceae. The record is from the annotation of a GenBank genome assembly.
AUGGUGGUCCGUUUGCGGCUUUCAAGAUUCGGAUGUAGAAACAAGCCAUUCUACAGAGUAAUGGCAGCUGAUAGCAGAUCUCCUAGAGAUGGCAAGCAUUUGGAAGUUUUGGGCUACUACAAUCCCCUCCCUGGUCAAGAUGACGGUAAAAGAAUGGGUCUUAAUUUUGACAGAGUGAAAUAUUGGCUCUCAGUUGGUGCCCAACCCUCAGAACCUGUGCAACGCCUUCUUUUCCGUGCAGGCUUAUUGCCUCCACCGCCAAUGCUAGCAAUGGGACGAAAAGGUGGCCCACGAGACACACGCCCGGUUGAUCCUAUGACUGGGCGAGUUUUGACACCUGAAAAAACAAACGGGAAAUUAGAAGUGGACACUGAAGGUGAUGAAGCUGACCCUGAAGAAAGUUCGAAUGCUUAA